Messenger RNA from Leptomonas pyrrhocoris, 1517 nucleotides. RefSeq lists its product as hypothetical. The record is from RefSeq and is a predicted model, not a curated record. Gene Ontology annotation, cellular component: plasma membrane. The transcript has a single exon. Lineage: Eukaryota; Euglenozoa; Kinetoplastea; Trypanosomatida; Trypanosomatidae. Gene Ontology annotation, molecular function: acetate:proton symporter activity. Gene Ontology annotation, biological process: acetate transmembrane transport; succinate transmembrane transport. Bases 378 to 1517 code for a protein of 379 amino acids.
AGAUCAAGCAGCCACCUCAUAGCUCGCUCGCUCUCGCUCUCUCUCUCGCUCGCUCACGAACACUCCGCCGCGACUUCCAACUUUUCAUUCUCAGUAGUUCUGUGCGCACACGACAACGACGACGACCGCCACCACCGCACGAAAGUCCAGAUUAGAAAACAGCACCGUAACUACACCGCUCAUCGCACGAGAGAACGGUCACGACUGCGAAGUGGCGCUCUUACUCACACUCCCUCCGUUAACUCUUCCUCUAGGAAAAUACGAAAGGAGACGACUCCGUUUCGCCCAACCGCAUUCAUACACCGAGACACUCCGGAAAGGGAACCUCUCAACGAAUACUUCCUUUUUAAAAGGAGACAAAAACAGAAGCAGCAGCCAUGUCUCACACGAACCUCGACAGGACGGAGGAGCACCACCACUCAUCUGGCACCGCCGCCGUCCAGGACAACACCCAGAGCCAUUCCGGUCUGCCUCAGCAGGGCCCCUUCGGCCACACCCUCCAAAGCCACGGCAGCAUCGCGCACGACCUCAGCGGCAAGCUCAAGGCGCGUCGCAGCGCCGCGAGCUACGACUACCUCGCCGGCGAGGGCGACGACCAGCGUCAGGGGGAUGCCACCGGGAAGUUCAGCUACCACACCGGUAAGAAACCCUCCGGCCGGCGCAGCUUCGACUACCUCGACGAGGACCAGAACCGCGCCCCGCCGGCGGCAGCGCCGGUCGCUUUGAACGACAGCAUGGGGGAUCGGCCCGGCGCGACGAGCUACUUCGAAUCUGACAGCGACGACGAGGAGGCCUUCCUUGAUCAUCAGAUCCGCAUGCUGAAGGCGAAGCAGGCGAAGGCGGCGGCGCACAAGUGGGCGAACCCCGGCCCAAUUGGCCUGCUCGCCUUCGGCAUGACGACGAUUUGCUUGAACCUGCACAACACCGGUGUCUUCGGCCUGUACUCGGUGAUCCCGGCGAUGGGCAUCUGCUUCGGCGGCGGUGCGCAGUUGAUCGCGGGGCUGCUGGAGUGGGUGCGCGGCAACACUUUCGCGUACGUCGCCUUCGUCUCCUACGGCGCCUUCUGGCUGUCCCUCGUGUGUGUCUGGAUGCUGCCGAACGUGACGACCGGUGACUCCCCGCUGGUCGCCGCCGGGGAUGAGUACUUCGUCGGGCUCUACCUCGCCCUCUGGGGUGUGUUCUCCUUCUUUAUGAUGAUCUGCACCCUCCGCAUGAACGUCGCCAUCUUCCUCGUCUUCCUGACUGUCACGCUGCUCUUCCUGCUGCUCGGCGGCGGCAACAUGACGAACAACGCGACGGCGCUGCGGGCGGCCGGGUACGAGGGGAUCGUGUGCGGGUGUCUCGCGAUGUACCUCGGCGUGGCGGAGGUGGUGAAUGAAGUGUGGGACCGCGUGAUUCUGCCGGUGGUCCCGAUGACGCAGGUGCUGGAGUGGUUCGGCGCGAACAAGGCGGCAAAGGAGAAGAAGGAGGAGGAGGAGGUGGCGAACGCGCAACCCAAGGAGACGAAGCAGGAUUAA